This is a messenger RNA of Microtus oregoni (creeping vole), 1626 nucleotides long. RefSeq names its product family with sequence similarity 204 member A (gene Fam204a). Lineage: Eukaryota; Metazoa; Chordata; Mammalia; Rodentia; Cricetidae. The transcript has 9 exons. The coding region runs from base 482 to 1192 and encodes 236 amino acids. The record is from RefSeq and is a predicted model, not a curated record.
AGCUCCUCGGCGGGGACACCGGAGCGGGCCGGGAGAACUCGGCCGUGCCGGACGCUGCCCGGCCCCGAGUGGGCUCGUGAAGUGGCUACCGGGGGUCCCUGUCCCGUCCCAGGCCGAGCGAGGAGGAGCGGGCUCGUGGGUGCGCUCGGCUGUGUCGGGGAGAGCGGCUUCUGCUGAUGAGUUCGGCGAGCCCCUCGGCGGCCCGGCGGGCAUUCUGACACCGCUCCGCACCCCGAGGUGGCGCGACCCUCAGCGCCCCCAGUACCGCAGGGCUCCAGGUUGUCAGCGGGGAAGGCUGCACCGUUUUAGAGCCACCCUGGCGCGGUCUUGAACUUCAUAUAUAUCCUGAAAGGAAUGAAAGAGACACUUCAAAGAAAUAAAGAAUCUCCCUUCAAAGAAGCCCAGCAGGAGUAGCAGGCGGCCAGGGAACCAUAUGAGUGACACACAGUGAAGGAAGCAGCCUCUCCAUAUUGAAGAAAAGAUGUGGAGUGGGCUGUUACCUCCUGGGCUAAAUGAAAGCGAUGUUGAGUCAGAUUCUGAAGAUGAAGCCACACUAGAGAAUCCAGAACUUACAGAAUUUAAUUUACAGGAAGAUGGAAAGACUGACAACAAUAGCAAGCCAAGAAUGUCAGAUUUCCCAGCAGGCAAGCCAAAACCGGAAACAGCGGCUGAUGCAAAUGCAUAUGAGAAGUGUCCUUCUGGAAUUCCCUUGAACGUGUGGAACAAAUUCCAAGAAUUGCAUAAAAGACAUUCUGAACAGAAAAAUUCAACAUCAAGAUUCAGACAGAAAAAAAGAAAACGCUCCAAAAAAGGCAAAUUGAAGAAUGAAAAAGAAUCCCACAGUGAACAGUCCUCAAGUGAAACACAGUGGAAGGAGCUUACUCAGUACUUUGGAGCCAAUGAUAGAUUUGAACCGCCGGUUAAACAGAAAAAAGUUGAGAAAUCAGGCCUUGAAAAGAGGAUAGACCAGGCUGUGGAGGAAUGGGAUGUUGAGAAGGCUGAAGAGCUCAGCAACCAGCUAGCUACUCGAGAGCUUGGUGUAAAAAUUGCCAAAGCAAUUGCCUGCCACAAGUUUGUUAAAGCCAAAAAGGAGGUUGAAAACUCACAGGCUGCUCGAAAGAAGAAGAAACUGGCGUGGGGGUUUGAAGCAAAGAAGAGAUGGGAAACUAAAAGCAACAUGGGAUAUAUGUAGCCUCGCAGAGUUCUUCAGGAUGUUCAUUGAGAGACUGACUGGCCUGCUUCAUUUACCAAAAAUAUUUUCCUGCUUAGGUUUAAAAUGUCAGAAAAUUGAUAAGGGUAGAAAAAAAUAAGCCUAAAACUUGGGAGCUGAUUAUAAAUUCUUUUCAUUCUUUUUUCUAGAAAGUUUGUAAAGGAAAUAAGCAUUUUUAUAUUUGUGUAAGAAAUUUUAAGCAUAUGUACAAGAUGGGAAGAGUUUUAUUUAUUUGUAUAAACCUACAGUUUAAAAUCAAUUUUGUGUUUCUUCUGUUAGGUCUAGCAUAGCCUAUGAGGUCCUUGUACUUCCUUAUCUAUUCUUAGCAUGACUGUACUUUUUCUAGAAUUGUGUUUUUCAGAUUGGCUUUUGUUUAUAAUAGAUUAGUCAUAAAUAUAAAAAUUCUCAAUUGUUAA